Molecule: messenger RNA, 867 nt
Organism: Aspergillus thermomutatus
Lineage: Eukaryota; Fungi; Ascomycota; Eurotiomycetes; Eurotiales; Aspergillaceae
Product: alpha/beta hydrolase
Exons: 1
Coding region: 1-867 (288 amino acids)
Cellular component (GO): cytoplasm; nucleus
Source: RefSeq, a predicted model, not a curated record
AUGGCGCCCCGUCAACCCCUCAAACUCCUCAUGCUUCACGGCUACACCCAGUCCGGCACCCUAUUCCACGCCAAAAGCCGCGCCCUCAUCAAGCACAUCACAAAGGCAUUCCCCCUCCACGAGGUCUCUGCUAUCUACCCAACAGGUCCCACCCGCCUCAACCCCGCCGACAUACCAGGUUACGAGCCGCCCGCAGAGGGCUCCCCCGCAGAACAGCAGCAGGAGCAAAUCGAAGCAUACGGGUGGUACCGCCGCUCAAACACCGCCGAUCCACCCCUCUACGUCGGCCUUGAAGGCGGCUUGGAUGCCAUCGCCAAGGUCCUCCGCGAGGAAGGGCCCUUCGACGGCGUGAUCGGGUUCUCGCAGGGUGCCGCGAUGGCCGCCAUGGUUGCGUCGCUGCUUGAGCCCGGCAGAAAGGAGGCCUUUGAGCAUUUCGCUGAUCCCAAGGUUGCCUCGGAGGGGUUCGAGGUCAAGGAGCCUGUUGCAGGUGUUGCCUUUCCCGCGUCGUUCGAGGAAGCGGGCCAUCCGCCUCUGAAGUUCGCGUUGUGUUACAGUGGGUUUCGGUCGCCGGGGCCGCGGUAUCGGCCGUUCUAUGAGCAUCCGCCUGUUCAGACGCCCAUUCUGCAUGUCCUGGGAUCGUUAGAUGCUGUUGUUGAUGAUCAACGCAGUCGUGCGCUGGUUGAUGCCUGUGCUGGUGAUCCGGAAAGGGAGGGGAAGGUUGUGUGGCACCCUGGUGGGCACUUUUUGCCUAGUCAGAGACCAUAUUUGGAUGCUGCGGUGCGGUUCAUCAGAGAGCAACUGGAAGGAAACCAAGCGAAGGCGGAUGCGAAAGAAGAUGACGUUAGGGAUAUGGAUUUGCCAUUUUAG